UUAUAUAGAGUUGUGUUUUCCCAGCGAUAGCUGUAAUGUUUUCCCAAAUCGAAUCAAUGACGGACAACGAGUCCCGAGGAAAGUAGCUGUCAGGCGUUUUUGGGGGGUUUCUGCACGAAACGGGGUUUCUCAGUUUUGCCGUCUUAAACAAACUAUUCCAGGAGGUCAAGCAUAUCUGGAGCUAGGGGUCAUCGCCAAGAAGAAAGUAUGCUGAAGCUGUCGUUCUUCCACUUCAGCCUCUGUGCAGCGUUAAUAGGGCUGUCCGCGCGUGGCGGCGUAGCCCGCUCAGCUGUCAAAAUUCGCCAAAAACUGCUCGUGUUUUUAUUAGACGGUUUCCGCUGGGACUACGACGACCUCCCCGGACUGCGUGGGUUUCCUCGGAUCAAGGAAAAGGGGGCAUCGGCCACGUACUUGCGUCCUGUCUUCCCCUCCAGCUCCUACCCGAACUAUCAGUCACUGGUAACAGGUCUCUACGUUGAAAGUCACGGCCUGCUUGGAAACUACGUGUACGACCCGAAAUAUGCCGAGUAUUUCCGGAUGGGUCGCUACCCUGCUCAGUACGAGUCACUGUGGUGGGAGGGUGGGGAGCCAGUGUGGAUAACAGCUGAAAAACAGGGUCGUUCCAGCUACCUGUACUUCUGGCCCGGAUGUGAGGUGAGCGUGGGGGGCCUCCGACCCACCUUCUGCCUCCCCUAUACCACGAUGCCCCACCUGGGGGACCUCGAUGUCGCCAUAGAGGAGAGCUUGAGGCUAUUUCAGAACGAGUCGGCAGAUUUCAUUGGUAUCUACGUAGAGUUACCGGACAAAUUCGGUCACAAGUUCGGUCCCGACACCCAGGAAGUUCAGGAACUCAUAUACCAGCUGGAUGCCAGGUUUGACUACCUGCAUCAAGAGCUGGAAGACAGAUUCAUGUCUGAUGACGUCAAUAUCAUGCUGAUGUCAGAUCACGGUAUGACAUCAGUAUCUGUGCCAGAGCACGUGUUAGAUAUACGUCACCACGUGUCGUACUUUGACCUGGAGAGGACAGUGGGGGCGGGGGCGGUGACGGGGGUGUGGCCAGCUCAGAAUAAAACUCUGCAGGUACUGCACGCACUAUCAAUAGAGGAACAUUGGUCAGCAUACCUAAGAGAGGAAAUCCCCGAUAGAUGGCACUACAAGCACCACUAUCGUGCCCCACCCAUUCUCCUUGUGGCGGAUCCCGGAUAUUAUAUCUUAACGUUUUCCAGCCGUAGCGUUGGAGUGUAUUCUGACACCGGACUACCAGAACAGGGCUGGCAUGGUUAUGACAACUUUGACAUAGACAUGCAAGGAAUUUUUGCAGCAUAUGGACCGGCCUUUCGCCCCGGUGCGCAGACGACCGUUGUUGAAGCGGUGGACAUGUACCAACUGAUGUGUAAAGUGCUAGACGUGACACCCUCACCACACCAUAACGGCACGUGGGCUAACGUGGAGCCGUUUUUAAAAAAUGAAGUCCCCUACUUCACCGCACAAGAAGAGGCUAAUACAGCCAGCGUGAAAUCCAUUGCACCCAGUGUUGUGAUCAUAGUUAUUGUGAAUAAUAACUAUGAACCUUGAUUAAAGUGAAAGAUGUAGAUUAAUUAAUUUUUCAUAAGUCUAUAUGUUGCAUAAUGUGUUUUAACAUUAUGAAGAAAGAAAAUGUUUCUACAGAACAUCUAUUUUGUAAAAUAGUAUUGAUGUUAGGGCACACGAUGUUGAAUAUUAUCAGACAUAAACAAUGACGCUUGUUAUUGUAUAACAUCUAUAUAUUUCUACUGCUAUUAGCACAUUUCAAAUAAUCUAUCAAGACUGAUUUUUGUACGAAAAUAUAGUCAAAUGGCAAU
Molecule: messenger RNA, 1841 nt
Organism: Lingula anatina
Lineage: Eukaryota; Metazoa; Brachiopoda; Lingulata; Lingulida; Lingulidae
Product: glycerophosphocholine cholinephosphodiesterase ENPP6-like
Source: RefSeq, a predicted model, not a curated record